AUGAUGGUAGAUAAUUCAGGAACAAAGAUUAGUCAACUGUGUGUCGUAGCAUUGAUUGGUAAAAGUACAUUAUUCGAACAGCAAUGUAAUAAAUCGUGGAAAUUCAAUCAACUUAUUCAAACUCCGGCAUUUAAAGAACAUGUGAUUACUAAUACUGAAGAUGAUUUUGAACACUAUUACGAUCAUAUCAAUAAUACAAUCUACGUUCAUCUGCGCUCAUUUCAUGACACAUAUCAAUUGUUGAAUUUAAUUGAUAACAUUCAUGAGGAUACAUCGAUGCAAAAUUUUGCACAAUUAUGGGAGAAUAAACAAGCAAAUUUUAUUAAGAAAUGCUUGAUUUGCUUUCUAUUAUCGCAUAUUAUAGUUAUUUCACAUUCGUCACAUACAUUCGACUUGAACUAUUUACGUUUCUUUCGUAUUAUCGAACUUUUAAGACAUAAGAGUAAACCGGCAGUUCUAGAAGCUAUUCGAUCACUGAAUCUCUUGAAAGAUGCAGAUAUUUUUCUUAACGAUGGACGACUUUGUGUACCACGUGCAUUGUUUAUUUUCGAAAAUCACCAUAAGGGAAAUGAUGCACCGGGCAACAACGAUCGAGAUGAUGAUCCAAAAUCGGUGAAUAUGGCACGAAAUUUAGAAAAUAUUAUCUUCAAUGCACUGAGAUGUUCGUAUAUCAUUUCAAAUCAAACAAACUCAGCGUUAUUUACUAUUGCACAUAAACAACCAUUUGUAUUUAUCCAUCGUUGUUAUAAAGAAGCAGCGUCGUUAGGACAGACUCAAAAAUUGCUCGGUAUUCUACAGGAUUUUGUUAAACAAACCAAAGAAUCUUCAUGUAACACCAAUCUGCUCAAUCGUGCUAGUUCUCAACAGCAGGAUGAUUCGUCUGCUUUCAAACGUUUUCUUUUUCGCCAUGUCGAAGAAGCUCUAACGGACGGGUGGUCCAAUGAUGGCAUUUCUGGUGGUGCUCGUAGUGAAUCAUCAUCGUUUGAAUUAUGCACAUAUACAACAUGGACACGACUGUUUAACUCUCUUCGUGAUUUAUUUGAAUCAUCGAAUAAAGCUUUGCGACAGGCGUUCAAUAUGCUCCGAGCAAAUGUCGAUCCCGAUGGAAAGCUAAGCGAAACACGAUGUAAGAAAUGCUUACCAAUGGCUAUUAAGUACUAUGAAGAUGGUUUGCCAUCACGAUAUACAAGACAUUUCCACGAACAACGGUUACAAGCAGCAACGGAGUUUUUUGCGACUUACGCGCGUGGUUCGAGUUAUAAACGUUACGUUCAGCAACUGAUCGAUCAAUGUACGCGACUGUGGCAAGACGGUCGACAACUAUGUGAAGCAAUUAGUUUAACAAGAAAUCCAUGUAAAAAUGAGCUGCAUCGGGUACUUGGUGAAGAAGAUUUAUCUGAAUCUGCGAAUCUGGCACAUCUACCAGUCAGAGCGCACAACAGCAAAGUGCAAUUCAUGGCAGCUAGUAAUUGCGGUCAAAUCUUACAGGAACGUGAAGAUCCAUUCAGUUUGAAGGAAGCGAACUACGAGUUUUAUCAAGAUGUUAAUAAAAUGUUGUCCGUAAAACCGAUCUACUUCGAGUUUCCAAUCUUUCGUGGAACGACUACUGCAACUGAAGCUAUACGAGCUGGUAGCAAGCAGAAAACUGAAGAGAAAAAUGCCAAUCUUGUCAACGAUCUUAGCGGUGCAUCGGAACUCAGUCAAUCAAAAUCAGUAGCGCUGUAUUCGCCCGCGCCCAACGAAGAACAACAGGCCCUUGAUAAUAUCACGGGUGAAAAAACAGAUGCAACACAACUUGUUACAUGUACGGAUGACGUACAGCCUAUUCCCAGUACGACCGAGUAUUUGGAUGGUAUGACACAUUCCGAUAGUCCACCCGGACUAUUACCGCGAUUCAGUUCCUGGAGUUUAUGUUGUAUUGGUCGAGCGUCAGAUUAUGUGUCAACAAAAGGCCUUCAACAACCUGGUUUCUUGACGAAUUUAAAUCAUUUAAUACCAUGGGAUAUAAAUCCGCAUAACAAUCAAGCAUCCACUAAUAAUCCUGGCGGUGGUGGCGCAGCACAGUAUCAUCAACAACGUCCAACAGCCACGCGUAGUUAUAAACACAAUCGUCGGGGUGGUCAGAGUUCGUCAAUUUGGGACGUGACUAUUCGUGCUUAUAUUGGAUGUGAAUAUGAGUGCCCACGCGGUCAUCGAUUUCUAUGUUCAUCUCCGAACCAUGUUAUUCGUGUUGGUCCGACUGGUGUUCCUAAGGAUGAUGGUGCCAAACUAGUACGAUCUGAUAUGCCAUUGUAUACUCCAUGUUCUUGUCGAGUCAUGUCGACUGGUGCACGUGUAUGGGCACAACUGAUGCGUGCCUAUGUUGUUACACCGUCGACUUCUACACCGAUUCAAUGCGUUCUUCAUCCUCAAGUUAUACCAGCUGGCCCGAACAGUCCAACAUUCUUUCCGAGUUACACUCAACCGAUUCACCUCACAGAAGAUUCCAUCUGGGUUCUACGUUUUCCGUACAUAAGAAUUAACCGAGGAUACAAAGCACAGCAAUGCCGCAAGAAGUCAGGUGGCAAUAAGGUCAAUAGUGGAAAAGUAUCGAAAACUAAAAUGAACAAGAAGAAGAAAAAUGCUGGCGGGAGUGGAAAAACUGGCCUUGAAGCUGUACAACAACGGUUAACUACACAGAUUGCUAAAAACAUCGAACAAGAAUGUGCUAGUAAAGUGAAAUCAAAUGAAGGAAAGUCAUUGAGUGUUGUUAAACCUAAUUGA
Messenger RNA from Adineta ricciae, 2763 nucleotides. NCBI's taxonomy places the organism in Eukaryota, Metazoa, Rotifera, Eurotatoria, Adinetida, Adinetidae. The record is from the annotation of a GenBank genome assembly.